This is a messenger RNA of Sinocyclocheilus anshuiensis, 775 nucleotides long. Its product is annotated as aspartate--tRNA ligase, mitochondrial-like. NCBI's taxonomy places the organism in Eukaryota, Metazoa, Chordata, Actinopteri, Cypriniformes, Cyprinidae. The record is from RefSeq and is a predicted model, not a curated record. Gene Ontology annotation, biological process: aspartyl-tRNA aminoacylation. The transcript is spliced from 6 exons. Gene Ontology annotation, cellular component: mitochondrion. Gene Ontology annotation, molecular function: aspartate-tRNA ligase activity; nucleic acid binding. The annotation marks the transcript as partial.
GUAGCACACGGAUACAGUUCACAACUGUCAUGAUUCAGAAUGUCAGUGAAAAGUCACAUGGAUUAAGAUUUUUAAUUUAAUUCAGUUAUUUUUAUACGCUAUGUGAGGCAAAUUGUAUAGGUGUUUGUAUUCUGUAGACCGACUUAGGUAUAAGAUUAAGGUAAGGAGAGAAAAACAAAGGUGACCGUCAGUCGCGUACACUAUGAAGACAUAAACAAAACAUACACAAUUAUGUGACAGCUCUGAGAAGUGUCUUUUUAUUUGUUAAAGACAACAGAAUAAAUUUAGCCAGAGACACCACGACCUCGCAUACAGGACGAUGGCAAACAAACACAGAUUAUUUUUUCUUAGAUCAGCCCAGCAGUCGUUAGCAUGGGCUCAUAACUUCUCCAGAAACUGCUCUACUUACUUAUCAGGUCAAAGCAGCUUGAGAAGCCACACAUGUGGAGAAUUGUGUUCGAGUCAUAUAGAUGAAGAGGUUACUUUAUGUGGCUGGAUUCAGUACUUGAGGCAAGAUCUUUUUGUGAUCUUGAGAGACUUCAGUGGAUUGGUGCAAAUUCUUAUCCCACAGGAUGAGUCCAAAUCUGAAUUGAAGAAUGCUUUUCUUGGUCUCACUGUGGAGUCCGUCAUCAUGGUUAAAGGAAGGGUCAGGCGUAGACCAGAGGGACAGGAGAAUAAGAAAAUGUCCACAGGAGAAAUUGAGGUCUGUGCUGAGAGCAUGGAGGUGUUGAAUACCUGCCGAAAGCUGCCAUUUGAAAUUAAAGAAUUUGUCAAA